This is a messenger RNA of Rhizophagus irregularis DAOM 181602=DAOM 197198, 981 nucleotides long. RefSeq lists its product as uncharacterized. Lineage: Eukaryota; Fungi; Glomeromycota; Glomeromycetes; Glomerales; Glomeraceae. Gene Ontology annotation, cellular component: chromatin; histone deacetylase complex. Gene Ontology annotation, molecular function: histone H3K9 demethylase activity; transcription coregulator activity; chromatin DNA binding. The record is from RefSeq and is a predicted model, not a curated record. Gene Ontology annotation, biological process: regulation of transcription by RNA polymerase II.
AUGACCGAGGAUACCUUCAGAGAUCUUUGGAAAAGAGGGUAUCCUUUCGUGAUCAGAGGCGCGGAUAAAUUAGAAGAAAAAAUUUGGAGACCAAACUAUUUCAUUGAACAUUAUGGUGAUAAAGAUUGUACGGUAAUCGAUGUCAAGGAGAAUGUCGAGUAUAAAAUGGAUGUUAAAACAUUCUUUAAGGGCUUUGAAGAUAUCAGUAGUCGAUUCGUGAACAAAGCUGGAAUUUGUCCAUGCCUAAAAUUAAAAGACUGGCCUCCAGCAGAUGAUUUCGCAGAAACGUUCCCAGAACAUUAUAAAGACUUCUAUAAUUCUUUGCCAUUUAAAGAAUAUACAACUCGUAGUGGAGUUUUGAACCUGGCUCACAGAUUGCCAUUAGAGAUUAAUCGUCCUGAUCUUGGUCCAAAGAUGUACAAUGCUUAUGGUUCUGAAGAUAACGUAGGUGGCAAAGGUACUACAAACCUUCAUCUUGAUAUGACCGAUGCAGUUAAUAUGAUGGCAUAUGCUCCGAGCGUUGAAAAUCGCUUAGAAGAAGAACGGGAUAAAACAGCAGCAGCAGUCUGGGAUUUAUAUCAUCCAGCUGACCUUCCAAGAGUAAGAAGAUUCUUAAGGAAAAUUGCAAAGGAACACGGAUUGUCGAUUAACCACCCUAUACAUGACCAAUGUUUCUAUUUGGACAAAGAACUGAGAAGUCGAUUGGCUUCCGAAGAGGGUGUUACGGGAUGGAGAGUAUUCCAAAACCCUGGUGAUGUCGUCUUUGUUCCCGCAGGAUGUGCACAUCAAGUUUGUAAUUAUACGAGCUGUGUCAAAGCCGCAGUUGACUUUGUUUCUCCAGAAGGAGUUGCUCGAAGCUACGUUGUAAACCAGCAAUUCAGAAAGUUGCGUCAUGGCCAUAAGAGAAAGACGGAUAUUCUUCAACUUCCAAAUAUUCUUUAUCAUGCCUGGAUUACUUCUUGGGAUGAAAGCAACGAUUAA